This is a messenger RNA of Melopsittacus undulatus (budgerigar), 1550 nucleotides long. It is a transcript of the gene PNLDC1, whose product is annotated as PARN like ribonuclease domain containing exonuclease 1. The transcript has 18 exons. The coding region runs from base 9 to 1523 and encodes 504 amino acids. Gene Ontology annotation, biological process: nuclear-transcribed mRNA poly(A) tail shortening. NCBI's taxonomy places the organism in Eukaryota, Metazoa, Chordata, Aves, Psittaciformes, Psittaculidae. The record is from RefSeq and is a predicted model, not a curated record. Gene Ontology annotation, cellular component: endoplasmic reticulum; cytoplasm. Gene Ontology annotation, molecular function: RNA binding; poly(A)-specific ribonuclease activity.
CCUUCGAUAUGGAGUUUACUGGCUUAUAUUCAGCUUCCCCACAAAAUGACAAGCUCAGCCUGUUUGAUUCCCCUGUGGAGCGGUACCUGAAGGCCAAGCAGAGUGUGCAGCACUUCACCGUUACUCAGCUUGGGCUGGCAAUAUUCUCAAAUGAAAGUUCAAACAAGUAUGUGGUGCAUUCAUACAACUUCUUUCUCUUUCCCUCAACAUGGGGAGUUACAGAUGUCGAAUUUACCCUCUCUGCAUCUAGCAUUCAGUUCCUGUCUCAUUAUGGCUUUGACUAUAAUAAGUUCCUCAAAGAUGGAAUUCCGUAUAUGAAUGAGGCACAAGAGAAGAUCCUUAACCAGCAUCUCUUAGAGGGUAGCAGGAAAGUGAGCAGUGCUGUGGACAGGGAUGUGCUGAAGAAAGCUAUUGAUGAAGUGACCUGUUGGAUAGCUGCAGCAGAGGAAGAAGAGACUAUGAUUCUGCAGGAUCUGAGUGGCUAUCAGAUGCUUGAAGUUCAGCUGCUUCUGAGACAGGCUCUCCAAAAUGCUUGGACACAGCCUCUUGGAAUAAAGAAGGUAAUGGUGAAAAAAGUGAGUCCCCAGCGUCGUCAGCUUCUGGAGAACUCUCCUUUUGACUGCUGCCAGAAGGAGCUCAUUCUCCUGUCUGCCAGGGGCUUCACCAACCUCUUCCAGAUACUUGUUCAAGCCAAGAAGCCUCUGGUGGGACACAACAUGCUCAUGGACCUUAUGCAUCUUCAUGACAAGUUCUACAAGCCCCUUCCAGAAAGCUAUGAGGAGUUUAAAAGGAACAUUCACAACCUGUUUCCUGUCCUAUUAGACACCAAGACUGUAACAAAAUCCAUAUGGAAGAAAUGUCAGUUUCCUUGGGUAUCUAGUCUUACGGAGGUGUAUGCAGUUUUGUGCAGCAGCAACCUAAAUCCCAAGGAUUCACUGUGCCCUGAGAUAGCUCUUGCAACUGACUGCUCAAGAUACGCUGAGAAGAAAUCACCUCACGAGGCAGGCUAUGAUGCAUUUCUCUGUGGUUCAGUUCUUCUGAAGUCAGCCCAUUUGCUACUGUGCACAUCCACAGACGGUGCAGUGGAGGCUGAUCCCUCUUUCCCUCAGUAUCUCUCCGUGUUAGCCAAGUACCUGAACAAAGUGAAUUUCAUCCGAGGCGGUGUUUCAAGCAUUAAUUUUUCCGGGGAAGAUGUUCCCUGCCACCAUCCCCCUCUCCUGGUUGUCCAUGUCCGAGGCUGUCCAGGGCUGAACGAAAGGCAGAUUUACCAGGAGUUCAAAGCUCUUUGUCGCUUUGAUGUCAGGCGGCUUUCAAAGAACCAGUUUCUUCUGCUUUCUGAUAAAUUUAAGCAAGUCAGGCUUGUUCUGCGAGGUUAUAAACAUCACCCUCACCUGCGGAUUUCCGUCUAUCGCCACUGGAGGCACUCUCCGGGCGUGAACUGCCUGCUGCAAGUCUCUGGUGUUGUGGCACUGUGGUCUCUCUUGGCCUUUGUACUUGGAGGAGCUCCUCGCUGCUGGUUCUAAAGCCUUACAGAUGUGACAUGAGGAACU